Molecule: messenger RNA, 489 nt
Organism: Erythranthe guttata (spotted monkey flower)
Lineage: Eukaryota; Viridiplantae; Streptophyta; Magnoliopsida; Lamiales; Phrymaceae
Product: putative xyloglucan endotransglucosylase/hydrolase protein 23
Biological process (GO): cell wall biogenesis; xyloglucan metabolic process
Cellular component (GO): apoplast; cell wall
Molecular function (GO): xyloglucan:xyloglucosyl transferase activity; hydrolase activity, hydrolyzing O-glycosyl compounds
Source: RefSeq, a predicted model, not a curated record
AUGGUUUCCUCUGUACAUUCAAGAAACGGUCUAAUCCCUUUCUUGAUCACCUUCCAUCUUGUAAUGACGUCAUCAAUGGCGGUUCCCGGCAACAACUACUUCCAAGACUUCGAAAUCACAUGGGGCGGAGGAAGAGGAAAGAUUCUCAACAAUGGCGAGCUCAUAACCCUAUCCCUCGACAAAGAUUCCGGGUCGGGCUUCGAAUCCAAGAACGAAUAUUUAUUCGGCAAAAUCGACAUGCAGAUCAAGCUCGUCCCCGGAAACUCCGCCGGAACCGUCACCGCUUAUUAUUUGUCGUCGCAAGGCGAAAAUCACGACGAAAUCGAUUUCGAGUUCUUGGGGAAUACAACCGGAGAGCCGUACACUGUGCAUACGAAUUUGUACACUGAGGGGAAAGGGGAGAGAGAGCAGCAGUUUCACUUGUGGUUUGAUCCUACUUCUGAUUUUCACACUUUCUCUAUUUUGUGGAAUCCCCAAACUAUUGUGUAA